UUUGAUGUAAAUUGGAGUUUUCUUCCUUUGUGACUUAGGCCCCAGAAGUUCAAGGCAUAAGUGGCAUGACGAGAUCUUUUAAAAGACUAGCCUCCCUUAGAACUCUUGUUCGAGCAAGGAAAAAAAGAUAAACAGAGAACUCAGUCAAAACUUACCCACCGUAGUUGUAGAACUGUUGUGUGUGCUGCACGAACGGAUCAUGAGUUUACCGAAUUCUACUUCCUAGUGAAAAGUGUAUUGAGACCAGUUGUUUCAUAUGGAAUUAAUAUGUGCGAUUUAAAAAAGUGCUCUGCAGCCCACCGCAUCCUAACGGGGGCCGAGGGCCCUUGUGGGUGGAAAUGUUGUCUUCCCUUCCGGAUCACUGAAUGGGGGAAGUUCUAGCACGCUUGGCGGGGAUAAAUCUCAGCUCCCCGGAUGGUUGGUUCUUUGUGCCGGGGACGGGAGACGGACUCCCGCGGUCCUCAGAGAGGGUUCCGGGCCGCCCAGCCUCCGCUCCGCCCCGCCCCUGCCCGGCACUGCGGCCCCACCGCGCCGUGCCUCCUCACCGGAGCAGCUCUCGGGCUACGGGAAAGGAGACUCGGACUCUCCUUUUGCUCUCUCUGGACCACGAGAAGUCUCUGAAGGGCCGAGAGGGGAAGAGAGCCGCGAGGAGGGGAAGGCACCGCCGGUUCGCACGGGUGGCCCCAGGACUUCAGGUUGGAAUGCGCUCUGGGGCUGGGGCGCACGGCUGGAGCAGACACCCGGGCCUCGGCCCGCUGCUCUGGCCCGGACCGCGCGCGGCCCAGCCUCCGGAGGCCCUAACCGCCACGGGGCAGGGUUGCCCGCCGCCCGCCAGCGCGGUGGGGAAGGGGAGGGCGCGUUCCCUCUCCGGAGCGCCUUUGUUCGCUCUGGCUGGUGGGCGCGGGAGCCCGGCAGCCGACACUCCCGGCCAAGGGCCGCCCGGGUGCGGCAGGUCCAGAUUCCAGACUGCACCGGAACAUGUGCUUACUCCAUUAGGCCGUCUACACUGGACAUAUCUCUGAAGCUUUCUCUGCAUCCUGCCUGUGGCCUACACUACACAGUAUGUUGUAAACUAAUAUUCACUGAGUUAAUUAAAUGUAGGCAUUACCUACUUUCAGGGCUGCUCAGCAUAAUGGCUGGAAUAGGUCCCGCUUCACUUCCACAAAAAGAAGUACAUGGAAUGGCCAUGUGAGGCCAAUCACCUAACUUAAUGAAGGAUGUCAGUGUGGAAAAAUGUUGACACACCAGUGUCCUCAUCCUGCAGUGUGUUCCAUUCUUUCGCAAUCUCAGAAAAAAUGGCAUUGAAAGAAAGUAUUUUGUGAAACAAGAAGCUCCUACUUUUUUAAUGACUAACAUGUAUUAAGAUGGACAUCUGUUCUACAAGAUACAAAGUUCUCUGGUUUCGAAGAAGCAAGCGCCCAUUGAAAACCAAUCCUAAAUAAAAACAGACCUGAGUGGACGUCAGAAUGUUUGUUAGUGGCAGAAGAGUAAAAAAAUGGCAGUUUGUUCAGUUAUUUGCCACUUGUUUUAUACUAAGCCUCAUGUUUUUUUGGGGACCAAUUGAUAAUCACAUUGUGAGCCAUAUGAAGUCCUACUCUUACAGAUACCUCAUAAAUAGCUAUGACUUUGUGAAUGACAGCCUGUCUCUUAAACACAGCACAGACGGGGCUGCUCACUACCAGUACUUGAUUAACCACAAGGAGAAGUGUCGAGCACAAGACAUCCUCCUUUUACUGUUUGUAAAGACUGCUCCUGAAAACUAUGAUCGACGUUCCGCAAUUAGAAAAACAUGGGGCAAUGAGAAGUAUGUUCAGUCUCAACUUAAUGCCAACAUCAAAACUUUGUUUGCUUUAGGAACACCUUCUAACCCACUGACAAGAGAAGAACUGCAAAGAAAACUGGUUUGGGAAGAUCAAAUGUACAGUGAUAUAAUUCAGCAAGACUUUGCUGAUUCUUUCUAUAACCUUACUCUUAAGUUACUUCUGCAGUUCAGUUGGGCAAAUAGCUUCUGUCCACAUGCCAAAUUCCUUAUGACUGCUGAUGAUGACAUAUUUAUUCAUAUGCCAAAUCUUAUUGAAUACCUUCAAAGUUUAGAAAAAAUUGGUGUUCAGGACUUUUGGAUUGGUCGGGUUCACCGCGGUGCUCCUCCCAUUAGAGACAAACGCAGCAAGUACUAUGUCCCCUAUGAAAUGUACCAGUGGCCGGCUUACCCUGACUAUACUGCUGGAGCCGCCUAUGUGAUCUCCAGUGAUGUAGCCGCCAAAGUCCAUGAGGCAUCACAGACACUUAAGUCCAGUCUUUACAUAGACGAUGUGUUCAUGGGCAUCUGUGCCAAUAAAAUGGGGAUUGUACCACAACACCAUGUGUUUUUCUCUGGGGAAGGUAAAACUCCUUAUCAUCCCUGCAUCUACGAUAAAAUGAUGACAUCUCAUGGACACGUACAAGACCUUCAGGACCUUUGGAAGCAUGCUACAGAUCCUAAAGUAAAAAUGAUUUCAAAAGGUUUUUUUGGUCAAAUAUAUUGCAGGAUAAUUAAGAUAGUUCUCCUUUGCAAAUUGACCUAUGUGGACACGUAUCCUUGCAGGGCUGCCUUCGUCUAACAGUACUUGAAUGUUGUGUGUUUUCACUGUCACUGAGCCAAACCUGGAUGAAAAACCUUUAGAUAUUUGUCAAUACCUUAGGUGAAAUGAAUAUGAAAAAAAACAACAAAGAAAUAUUUUGAAAACAGUCUAUCAGAAUGUUUCUUUGAUUCUAGAAGCUAUUCAGUAGAACUUAUCUACUUCAUUGCCUAAAUUCAUUUCAAGGAAUUUAUAUAUAGAAAAGGUUUAUGAAGACAAAACUAAAGGGAAAGUCAAGUUCUCACUUAAUGCUGCGUGUAUAUUUGAGGUGUAGAAAAGUUAUUAAGGUGCCUUGGUUUUAGAAUAACUGCUUUCGGAAAAUACCAAGUGAAUGUAUAGCACAUUUCGGAGAAAUGAAUAUAUUGUUGGACCAGGUUUACAAGUUAGUUUUUAUUACAGAGCACUUGACUAGGGGGAGACAGAGGCAGGAGAAGAUCGCCAUAGGAGAAAGUACUUGAACCUGGUAAAAGAAAGUUCCUGUUCUUCGAGGAGAUUUAGAAAAAUGUACACGAUUUCUUUAUAAAACAGCCAAGUCACUUAUUGUCACAUCGGUGUAGCUAAUUUACCUAGAUAGUGGUAGAGUCAUUUAAAACAUACUUAUAUCUUUCUUUCAAAGUUUAAUGUGAAAUUUGAGAAGUUAUUUGCUCUGCCCUGACUGGUACUUCAUGUGGAUUUUUUGAUUAUUAGAAAUGACACAAAUCAUGGGCAGCUUCUUACCCACAGGGUCCUUCUCUAGGGAGAAAUCAUUGCUAAUUCAAAAAAGCCAAUUUUAAUUUAACGAAUUUUUCAGCUGGUUUUAAAAUAUUCAAUAUCAGUCUGUUUUUAAGGUAGCUAUUUGAAAGUAGUUUGCACAGAGGAAUACAAUAAUGGAGAAGACUUCAAAAAGAAAGCACAUUAAAAGCCUGUUUUCCCCUUUUCUAUAAUUUAUAAAAUAAAAUUCUUAGUGUGGAAAUUAUUGUAAGGAUGACUAAGAUUAGCCUAACCUUCCCCAAGAAGGUCUCAUGAACCACAGGACUUUGUUCCAAGUUCAGAUUUUAAAAUUGAGAGUAUUCAACAUCAGAUCAAAGCUAUCCUAUCUUAAAAAAAUCAAUUAUUUCAUCAAAAUAACUAGCAGAGGUAUCGUCAACUUGGAAAUUUUUCAAAUGUGAAAGCAGAAUGAAAGUGAUAGAGAGGUCACCAGAAUGAGGUUUAAGAUAUUUGGGAAGCUGCAAGGUCUUCAUAUUCAAAGACAGGUGGCUGAGAUCUAAAAGAGUAAGUUGCAUUUAUUUUACAGAGCAGGAUAAAAAUGUGGCCAGGAUGUGACUGCCUCCCCCCCUACAGAAAGAACUAGAUGGUGUCUAUUGUCACAAGGAUCGUACAAAGGCCCAAAUGGUGACUCCAGCAAAAGCAGUUGAACUGAUUAUGAAACGCCUCUCUGCAGAGGUGCUUGUUAAGGAAAACUAAGAUGUCUCAUUUCAUUCGGUGGUGUUUGAAACAUGCAAAAGAAGACAAAGCUAAAAGAAUUUUUGGUAAACACAACUGGAUGAUGACAUAUACUGUAAUGUUUUGCAGACAGCUUUUUAAUGUUUACAGAAAUCCUUUUGUUAUUUUUUUUCCUAUUUUGAAAAUUGAGGCUUGUUUACAUUGAUUGCUCAGAUAAUUUAAAAUUUUUACUCCUGUCAAAACUACAGUGUUGACCAUUCUAGGUUUGUAGGUAAUUUUCAGAGCAGGGUCAGUGUUUUUAGAUCAUUACGGUUUAAAUUUUCUGACCAAUUUUAAAACCUGUAGAUAACAAAAGCACAUUUUGACAAAGGUGUUUUAUAAUUAAUUUUUAUUAGUUGAUUCUUUAAUAACCAUUUGACUCUGGGCCAUACAUACCCUGUGUAUCUAUACUUGUCAGCGUUUAAAUUUUCCAUUGGUUGAAAACUAAGUGUCUCUCUGGCCAUUGAAAUGAUCUUGUUUACAGGAAUACUUUUGUGAAACAAUUAUUUAUUUGCAAAAGAGCUCUCCUCAACUGUGUUCAUCUUUUGCUUAGAAUAGAAUGGAACAGAUUUAAAUUUAAAGGAAAUAUGAAGGCACUUCCUUUUUUAAUCAGAAGGAAAUUGCUAGAUGCUUCCUUCAUUAGACUUAAAGUACUGAAAAGAAUAUUUGUAAAUAAAAGGAUUCCAGCCUUUUAAAAAAGAAGGAAAAAACUUUCUGGUGCUCUAAUGCAAGGCUGUCUCAAAAAUCAUCAACAAAGGGAAAAUAAACUAUCAGCCUGGAUGGUCACUUGAGUAGAUGAUGGUUGUACACAGUGUUAUUGCUAAAAACUUUUUACCUCUUGGUUGGUUUGCAUCUUUUUUCCAUAUUAUUAAUUUUAUACCAGUAUGUUAAAUAUUUAUAUUAUUUGAAUUUUGCUCUUGUAUGGCAAAAAUAAUUAGUGAGUUUUUAAACAUAAAUCUGUGAUUUCCAAUAAACUUUUUCCAAAAGUUUGUGUAUUUUCACAAACUUUUAAAACUCCCGUGUGAACACCAUUUUUCUGUAUAAUCAACUUGUUCUGUUUAAUGUCAGACAGGCCUGUAGUACACAACAUUAAUGCUGUUGCUGUUCAAACCUGCUGCUGUGCUCAGGACAGAGGAUUAUCAUGUCCGCUGCUAUGGACACCUAAAUGCUUCUUUUGUCUGUUAAAUGAAUUAUGCUGGAAUGUCUAAGUUGGGGGAAUUCUUCUCUUCUAAUGGAUUGUUCAGGAAAGGAUGAAAUAAGAAACUAUAGCCAUGGUGCCAUAAGACGUCAUUUGAAAGGGUCAUAUUUUCCUUUUAUGUGAUAUCAUGAGGUGUCAGAAAGUAGACUCAAAUUUAGCUCGAGUCUUUUAAUGCCAGGAAUGUUCUUAGGCCUGCUUCUGUCUGAAUGCUGCUUCAGUGUAUUUGUACAUAGUGUGUUCUCAUCUCCUUUUCACCUGAUUCCUGCUCAAUUCUUAGCCUAAGAUAUGGUGUGAUUCAAUCUACAUAUGUUUUUAAAACUUGGAAGCAUCUGAAUUUUUUGGUUGUAGAUAUUUUUUGCUCCAGACCUCAAAGGCUCCUUACUGUCUCAAGCAUCAAAUCUAAUCUCUUCUACCUGGUUUUCCAGGCCUUAUGCAAUUUUCCUUUCCUUCUUUAUUCUCUGAAGCUUUAUUUUCCCCACUGCCACUAUCGUCAAUCAUACAUCUCACUCAUGACCAUACGUUGUGUAAGUUGGUUUCCCUUGCCAGGAACACCAUUUCUCCUGUUCCUGUUGAAAUCUUGAAAAUCCAACUCUAACUGUGCUCUUCAAUUAAGCAUCUCUCCCUGCCCUCCUCCCAAAAUAUAUACUUUAUCACAUAUAUAAUUGUGCUACCUACUAAUUGUUUCAUGUGCUUUUUCCUGGCUAAAAUAGAAGUUCUGAAGGUAGUGCUAUCACAUUGUACUUAAAAUUCUUAUAUAUUUUUCAACUAUAAUAAAGAAAUAUUUUUCUGGAAAGUCAUUCCAAAUAUGAAAA
Acinonyx jubatus (cheetah) is the source of this 6089-nucleotide messenger RNA. It is a transcript of the gene B3GNT5, whose product is annotated as UDP-GlcNAc:betaGal beta-1,3-N-acetylglucosaminyltransferase 5. Gene Ontology annotation, cellular component: membrane. Lineage: Eukaryota; Metazoa; Chordata; Mammalia; Carnivora; Felidae. The record is from RefSeq and is a predicted model, not a curated record. Gene Ontology annotation, biological process: brain development. The coding region runs from base 1467 to 2600 and encodes 377 amino acids. The transcript has 3 exons.